GAGCUGAAAGCACAGAAGCCUUUAAGAUCUAGAGAAGAUAAACCGGGAGAUGACCCAGUCCAUCAUGGAGAGCCUGUUCGGAGACGAUCCUUUCUUCGAGGACAUCACUCUGCUGUGGCCGAGACGCUGCAACGUGGCCGAGCGGUUCCUGCGACGCAGAGAGCAGAUGAUGGAGAGCUUCAGGGCAGACGUUGGAGACAGUCUCAUAAACGAACUCUUUCAAAACCUGGAUGAUCUCUUCUCCUUGCCAUCAUCUUCCACCACAUCUUCCACAACAUCAUCCACAUCAGCUGCCACAUCAUCUGCCGCAUCAUCUUCCACAUCCGCCGCCAAACUCACAGGCCCGAGCGUCUUCUGCCUUGACACUCGCGGCUUCUCUCCAGAAGACAUCGCCGUCACAGUGUGCGGCAGGAAGCUGGAGAUCAAGGUGGCAAAGCCGACCGAAGCAAACUCGUCCGCCGCUGCAGCAGGAUUCUCCCGGAGCGUAGAGCUCCCAGGUCACAUCAAUCCAUCCACACUCACCUGCACGUUAGGGGACGACGGCUUCCUCAAGAUCGAGUCUCAGGCCAAAGAACCCGAGACGGAUGAGUCUGACGUCCCGGUGCGCUUCAGGACCUCGCUGGACUUCCCUCUGAGCAAAGAUGAAACGGAGGAGAAACAGGAGUAAAGACUGAAACCUUGUGUUGUGCUGCUCGAAAUUAUGUUUUCCCAAUGACCUAAUGUUUUUUUUUUAAGAAAUGUAUUAUAUUCCAUCCCUAAGCUUUUUACGCUUAAUUAAAUGAAUUCAGUCGGAAGUUGGGCUGUUUUUUAAUCUGAGCUCCGAUCAUUCAGGAAUAAAGACGCCACUUUCAGACAGAACUGAUAACCAACAUCAGCAGCUUAAUCAAUCAUUUUAAAGUUUGUUGUAUUUUCUCUUUUCCCCCUUUCUUGCACUUUCGGUAUUUUCCUGUGCUACUGCUGUUAUGUUGUGUUUAUACACUACAACUAGAGCAAGACACUUCUAAUUAAAAAAGCUGCUACACAAAUAAAGUCUUUUUUUGUACCUGACUAUAUGGAUUUUGUUUCUAUAUUCCUAAUUACACACCGCUGGUAGAGUAAAGUACGGAUGUUCCAAAUACUUGAUGCUGUACUUUAUUCCUUGAGCAUGGAUGAGCUUGUUCUCCUCACUACUGUACAUCUGUUGGUCUAUAUCUGAGAUUAUAGCUCAUCU
This is a messenger RNA of Clarias gariepinus (North African catfish), 1210 nucleotides long. It is a transcript of the gene hspb9, whose product is annotated as heat shock protein, alpha-crystallin-related, 9. The record is from RefSeq and is a predicted model, not a curated record. Gene Ontology annotation, biological process: response to heat; protein refolding. Gene Ontology annotation, molecular function: protein folding chaperone. NCBI's taxonomy places the organism in Eukaryota, Metazoa, Chordata, Actinopteri, Siluriformes, Clariidae. Bases 50 to 667 code for a protein of 205 amino acids. The transcript has a single exon.